Dalotia coriaria is the source of this 1014-nucleotide messenger RNA. RefSeq lists its product as uncharacterized. The coding region runs from base 136 to 726 and encodes 196 amino acids. The transcript is spliced from 6 exons. The record is from RefSeq and is a predicted model, not a curated record. Lineage: Eukaryota; Metazoa; Arthropoda; Insecta; Coleoptera; Staphylinidae.
UAUAUUUCCACAGUUGAAUCAUAACAUGUGAAUGAAUAAACAUGUUGCCAACACAUUGCAUACAAAACUUAUGAAUUUCUGUAUGCAUAAAAGCGCCAGCUUCACCAAACACCGCAACAAAAAACUCCUGUCAAGAUGUGCGAAUGGGUGCAACUUGCAUUCUUUAUGAGUGUUCAACUCAUUGCAAUUAAAAGUGACUGUAACGAGCCGAUUCGUUUCUAUGACAACAAAUACUGCAGACCGAUUCGGGGCAGCGAUCCACGCAAUCCAUGUCCCGAACAGUUUGAUUGCAGCAAUAUUAAUCCCAACGCCCCGGGGCAGUGUUUCUACGCAGGAGGGUAUUACCAGGCAAAUAUUCACGAAGAAGUCGAUUAUUCCAUUGCGCCAUCUUGCGGAACAAGCAGAUGUCAAUGUCAAAGAGAUUUAGAUUUUGAUUGUUUGGGACCCGAUUGUGAUUAUCUGCCACUGCCAGACUACGAUGAUUGUUAUUAUACAUACAGUUUGGAGCAAUGUUGUGCAACCGGAUACAAUUGCAAAUCUAAUUCAUCAAACACUUUCCGUUGUAAUGUGGAGGGCACGUAUUAUCAUGAAGGAGAAAUUUUUAUCCACCAAACGCAAAAUUGUGUAAAUCUUGUGUUUGUAAUCGCAAUUGGCGUGGGCAGUACGAUGAAUCUGUAUGUAAUAAUAUCCCCUGUGAGAUGGAACUGUGGCACAGUUCGAAAGUGAUGAAUUUCUGCGCGCCGGUUUAUUAUAAUAUCGGAGAUUGUUGUCCAAGUGAUUUUUACUGUCCAACUGCAAGUGAUGAAAGAACAAUGAAAAUCUUCAGAGGCAAACCUAACGAAUUACAUUGUCGUUUCGGCAAGAAUUUACUCCUCAGAAUAGGAACUAAAACAUCAAGAACCUCAACAGUAGAUGGCGACACAACAAUAACAAAAUGUGAAUGUAAAAUUCCGCCAUACAUGACCUGUUAUCGAACAUUCCAAUAAAUAAAUAAUCAAUAUCACACACACAAAA